GUUCUCCCCUACAUGCUCUUUCUCCACGGCGCGCUGAGCUGUUACAGCUGGCCAGUGCAAAUCGCAGUUCAUUCUUUAUCUGAGCCACCGUAUUAAGCUCUCCACCCUCCCAAAUUCAUCAAGAUGCCUCCCAAGUUCGAUCCAACGGAAAUUAAGACCGUGUGUCUGAGGUGUGUUGGAGGAGAGAUGGCUGCCACCUCAUCCUUGGCCCCCAAGAUUGGUCCACUGGGUCUGUCCCCAAAGAAGGUUGGUGACGACAUCAUGAAGGCCACUGGGGACUGGAAGGGCCUCAAGGUCACUGUGAAGCUCAUCAUCCAGAACCGUCAGGCCCGUGUGGAGGUGGUUCCCUCAGCCGCCUCCCUGGUCAUCAAGGCCCUCAAGGAGCCUCCACGUGACAGGAAGAAGGUUAAGCACAUCAAGCACAGUGGCAACCUGACCCUGGACCAGAUGGUGGAGAUUGCACGCACCAUGCGCUCACGGUCACAGGCACGUGCACUGUCUGGCACCUUGAAGGAGGUCCUCGGCACUGCCCAGAGCAUUGGGUGCACCGUGGAAGGCCAGAACCCCCAUGAUGUGAUUGAGGGCAUUGACGAUGGCUCGGUAGAGGUGCCUGAAGAGUGAUCCUGUGAGACCUGAUUGAACCUUUGGCACAGCUCCAUACCAUUCCAUGCCACUGUGUUGCACCCAACCUCAGCAAGAGACCAAGUUUACCAUUCCAGAGUGACAUUAUGUAGGUUAAUUCUUUUGUACUGAGAGUAUGGAAACAAAGCUGUACUUGAGGUUUAA
Messenger RNA from Scylla paramamosain (green mud crab), 786 nucleotides. Its product is annotated as large ribosomal subunit protein uL11-like. The transcript is spliced from 4 exons. Gene Ontology annotation, molecular function: large ribosomal subunit rRNA binding; structural constituent of ribosome. The record is from RefSeq and is a predicted model, not a curated record. Lineage: Eukaryota; Metazoa; Arthropoda; Malacostraca; Decapoda; Portunidae. Gene Ontology annotation, cellular component: ribosome; cytosolic large ribosomal subunit. Gene Ontology annotation, biological process: translation. The coding region runs from base 124 to 621 and encodes 165 amino acids.